AUGUUCUGGUCCUCAGUCCUGAAGAGCCUCCUUGCUGCCUGUGUUGUCACGGAGUUUGCUGUAAGCUUUGUGGAGAGUUUCACGUGUGCAAACUCUGUAUCUAUCAACGGAGUCUAUACCCCCUACGAUGCAUGUGAAACCUUUCAAGCCUGCUUCAACCAAACACAGGAACUUAAGAUGCCAGAGUUAGCCAGAAGCCAAAAGUUCCAGCAGAAAGGCUGUGCUACAGAUGAGUGUACUGACCUGGCGUUCUCGGCAACACUGGGGGGCCAACGGACGUUUAGAUAUGACCAGCAAUGCUGUACAACUGAUAAGUGCAACCAAGGGGACACACAACCGUCUCAGGGGCCUGCAACAGCCAACGGUAUUCAAUGUCUUGCCUGCUACACGGAGCCAGGCACGCUGUGUAUCCCAACUCUCCUAAAGUGCACAGGGAAGGAGACAAAGUGCGCUUCAGUUAUUGGCACAGUUGCUGGAAGCAGUAGUCCCGCUUCUGUAGUGAUGGUUGGAACCGGCUGUGCGACGGAAAAUGCCUGCAACCUGAACAUGACCAUUUUGGGCAGCAUAAAUAUCCGUACCUUCUGCAUGAGUGGGUUUCCCGUACUUCCAUCAGCUCCAGCUAGCACGGGCCUUCGACCUACGUCCAUCUCUGCAGUACCGGUUCUGAUUAUUCUCCCCCUGCUGAAAGUCUUGCUUUGA
Messenger RNA from Acomys russatus (golden spiny mouse), 699 nucleotides. RefSeq names its product protein RoBo-1-like. Lineage: Eukaryota; Metazoa; Chordata; Mammalia; Rodentia; Muridae. The coding region runs from base 1 to 699 and encodes 232 amino acids. The record is from RefSeq and is a predicted model, not a curated record. The transcript has 5 exons.